Messenger RNA from Acaulospora colombiana, 1178 nucleotides. The record is from the annotation of a GenBank genome assembly. NCBI's taxonomy places the organism in Eukaryota, Fungi, Glomeromycota, Glomeromycetes, Diversisporales, Acaulosporaceae.
UCGUGCGAUUGUAUGCUACUGAACCGGCGAAAUUUCAACGUGGCAAACCACACAUAAACGUCGGCACGAUCGGACACGUGGAUCACGGAAAAACCACAUUAACCGCCGCCAUCACCAAAUGUCUGGCAUCAAAGGGGCAAGCAAAAUUUAAAGACUAUAGUGAGAUUGACAAAGCGCCAGAAGAAAGGAAGAGGGGCAUUACCAUUGCUACCGCUCACGUCGAAUAUGAGACAGCGACGAGGCAUUAUGCGCACGUCGAUUGUCCAGGACACGCAGAUUAUAUCAAAAAUAUGAUUACAGGAGCUGCACAGGUCGGUGUGUCAAACCUUGUGGUUUUCAUUAACAAAGUUGAUGCCGUGGAUGAUCCGGAGAUGUUGGAGUUGGUUGAGAUUGAAAUGCGCGACUUAUUGACGCAAUAUGGAUACGACGGAGAAAAAACACCCAUAAUUUUGGGAUCAGCACUUGCCGCACUUGAAGGUCGCAAUCCGGAGAUAGGGGAGAAGGCUAUAGAUAAGUUGAUGGAUGCUGUUGACCAACACAUUCCGACGCCUGUGAGAGAUCUGGACAAACCGUUUUUAAUGUCAGUCGAGGAUGUGUUUUCCAUCUCUGGACGCGGCACGGUUGCCACCGGUAGAGUGGAAAGGGGAACCAUCACCAAAGGUGCAGAAAUAGAGAUCGUCGGAAUGGGAGCACCUAUUAAGACCACGUUGACCGGCAUAGAAAUGUUCAACAAGGAACUUGAUAAAGGGAUGGCGGGAGAUAACAUGGGCGCACUACUACGUGGUAUUAAACGAGAACAAAUUCGAAGAGGGCAAGUGAUUGCAGUUCCCGGGACUGUUAAAUCACACAAGAAGUUCUCUGCGCAAGUUUACAUUCUCACGAAGGAGGAAGGAGGAAGGCAUACACCUUUCACGCAAAAUUAUCGACCUCAAAUGUAUUUCCGAACUUCUGAUGUCACCGUUACAUUAACUUAUCCGCCUGGUACCGAGAAUCCCGAUGAAAAGUUCGUUAUGCCAGGGGAUAAUGCCACCUUGGAAUGCGAACUCAUUUAUGACAUGGCAAUUGAGCCCGGGAUGAGUACCACCCAAUAUCAAGGUGCCAAUGUAACCAAAGACACCUCGGUGUCUUUUAGACGGAUCGCCGCUUUGGUAGCCCCAAGCGUAUGCCAGGCGGCCUGA